AAGAAAAGCUGGAACGAUUGAGCUCAAUCGUUUAUCUCCACACAGAGUUUUGAAAAAGUGAAUCAACACAAUUAAUAGAAACUACCAGAAAUCGUAGCGGAGUAUUUUUUCAGUGCCAAAUACUCUGGCCGAAUGUCGAUUGUAUGCGGACAAUAUGACCAAAGAUUUCCUACGAAUCGCUCUAGUCAGUCGGAUUUUGUCGAUUAUUGGCCAGUUUAUCUUCAACCAUUUGAUACCCGAUCACAAUGCUGGCGUAUUCGAAUCACCGUACGAUGAAACGACAGUGUCCGUCGGCGACGCUCUGAUCGAAUUUCUCUUCGGCGGAUUUCGUCGCUGGGAUGCUCAAUAUUAUUUACACAUAGCCGAACAUGGUUACACGUACGAGAACACGUUGGCAUUCUAUCCGUUGUAUCCGAUUUUCGUGAAUCUGCUGACCAAUGUUUUGCUGACCUUCGUGCCGGGAAUUUCGUUUCGAGCCGGUGCUCUCGUAUGUGGCGUUUUAUUGAAUGUGUUCUUCUUCUGUCUUGCCGCUUACUUUCUCGUCCAGCUGUCUAGACUGGUGCUGAAAAAUGAACAUAUGUCGCUCACUGUCGGCUACUUGUUUUGCAUCAAUCCGGCCUCGGUGUUCUUUUCGGCACCGUAUUCGGAAAGCUUAUUUGCCGUGGUAACUUUUUCGGUAAUUGCCGAAUCAGUUCGCGGUAACAUACUCUUGGCAUUAGUUCCUCUGUCAAUGGGAAUCUUGUGUCGGUCGAACGGAUUGAUUAAUAUUGGAUUUGUUCUCUACCAGGCCAUUCGAUUAUUUUGGUUGGACAGGAGCUUUCAAGCCCGAUUUAAAUUGGCUGUCAAAUUGUUGAUAGUGUUGGUUGUGUCCGGUUUUACCUUUCUAUCCAUCCAACGGUAUCAUUUCUCGUUAUUUUGCGUUAAGAGUUCGAUUCGACAUUCCAGCGAAAUUGUCAACUAUGCCAAGGCGAACGAUUUCAUCCUAUCCGGAAACGGUUCGCUAAUUUCGUCUCCAUGGUGUGGAGCAAAACUACCAUCCGCUUACACAUACGUUCAGUCACACUAUUGGAAUGUGGGCCUGUUCAAUUAUUACGAAUUCAAACAGAUUCCCAAUUUCAUUCUUGCCAUUCCUAUUCUCUUCUUAUUCCUAAAAAUGUUGUACGCAUACUAUGCCAAUGCAUUCAUUACCGUUAACCGAUUCGGAACGAGAAAAGCCGUGAAAAUGCUGUUCUUUGAUGCAAACCUAUCGACUGGCGGUUUAGUGUACAUGGUUCAUGUAACAUUUCUAACGCUUGUCUGUGUGUUGUUCGUUCACAUCCAAGUGACUACCAGACUGUUAGCAUCGUCUAGUCCAUGUCUGUACUGGUUUGCUGCGAAUUAUUUCAAAGCAACGCAACUUAAUGGCAGGGCAAAAUUAAUUUUAAUUUGGUUCGGCGGGUACACAGUUCUGGGUACGAUUCUGUUUUCGAAUAAUUUGCCGUGGACGUGAAUGGAACUAUUAGCGAUAAGAGCUUAAAAUUGUGAAAUGAAAGGAAAAUUACAAUAAAAAGAUCAUUUGAUGAACGGACUUUCAAAUGGCUAGCAUUGAGUUUUACUA
Messenger RNA from Bradysia coprophila, 1597 nucleotides. RefSeq names its product phosphatidylinositol glycan anchor biosynthesis class V (gene PIG-V). The record is from RefSeq and is a predicted model, not a curated record. Gene Ontology annotation, biological process: GPI anchor biosynthetic process. Gene Ontology annotation, cellular component: mannosyltransferase complex; endoplasmic reticulum membrane. Lineage: Eukaryota; Metazoa; Arthropoda; Insecta; Diptera; Sciaridae. Gene Ontology annotation, molecular function: alpha-1,6-mannosyltransferase activity; GPI mannosyltransferase activity.